Molecule: messenger RNA, 3328 nt
Organism: Thlaspi arvense
Lineage: Eukaryota; Viridiplantae; Streptophyta; Magnoliopsida; Brassicales; Brassicaceae
Source: the annotation of a GenBank genome assembly
AGAAAUUAAAUCAUCGGAAGCCAAAGUCUUUGCUCGUGAAAUAUGGAUAUCGGAAAGAAGAAUCAGAGUCAGAACCCUAAACCCAGUCCUGAAAUCGAAGGUUUGCUGUGGUGACGAGAAAGAAAUCGAGGAAGGGGAAUAAGGGUAGAACGUAAGGGGAAGAAGGAAGUGCAUCAAUCAUCGAUCUAAGCCCAGCCCCGGAAUCGAAGGUUUGUUGUGGUGGCGAGAAAAAAAUCGAGGAAAGGGAACAAUUCAUUCGACUCGAUUUGAUGGGAUUAUCUUCCGGCAAAAACUAUGGUCUGGCUUCUCAAACACACAUAGCGCGGUUCAAGAUUCGUGCUGCUCUCUUGGCAAGCUAUCACCGUAACGAGGUAAAGAAGCAGUAUCUGUGUGAAAUGUGGGUGCCAAGUGGAUCUUUUUACCCAAAACGGCCUUUUCAAACGAAGGAGAAUGGUUUUGUAGUUGAUCAUACACUGACUUCUGGGCUUAUAGAUAUGAAAUUUGUUUUAUAUUUGUCAGCUUCAGGUGGUCCUGCUCGUGAGAAUGUUGCCCAACCUGAGAACUCUGUCAUUUCAAGUAGAACAUCAAAAAGCAAGCUGUUUUCUCGAGCUUCCCAAGAAGAGAAGAGUUACAAGUCAGAGCCUCAUAGCGAUGGACAAAAAUCAUCUGCUGAUUAUCAUGAAGAUCAUCUCUGGUUCAAACAACUUUUACCCUGAAUCUGAUCAUAUCUAUCAAGGAUGGACAAGCUAGAGCAGGAACAACAUGGUCGAAGUUUUGCAACAGAGAAAUGUUUCUUAAUGACAUCAAAGAUAUGUCUCUCUUCUCUUUGCUUUUUCAUUUCAUUAAAACGUGGAUUAGUUUAUAAGAAACCAGAUUAGAUUUACAGUGGUUGUUAAACUAACAGGACAUGUAUCCAGUCAUUUUUGAUCGUCAGAGAUUACUAUGUUCAAAUUGUUUCUACAACUAAUGUAGAUCAAUCAGUUUCUUAUUAGGAACUUAAAUGAUAAUUGUGUUAGAAAUAGUAAAAUGAAAAUAACUUUGGAUCUAACCCAAACUUGUUGUUGUCUUUUAAUGUUUCAUGUUAAAACUGAGAAAACUAAGAGAUGCCGAGAGAAGAGAUGGAAAAACUAAGGGAAGAAGCAGAAUCUAGCAAAAGCCACUUGCUUCAGGCGUCGGGUUGCUUAUCUUCAUUGAACAGACUUGUGGCUGAGGAAGCUGCUCGUGGGCAAUGGAAUCUCUAUGUCGGAGAAGAGAUUAUCGUCUUCAGGGGGAAACAUGAGAAUCGUGCAACUCCUUUUUCUUUUUUUGGCUAACCUGAUGUUCUUCUUGUGCAGGCUUAACUUUGGAUACAAUACAGAGGAAGUUCGUGGGAAAAAUAAUAGAAAAUGCCAAAAUUAUUAUCACAAAUACACAAACACGAAUCAUCACCACAAAAACCAUUAUCUCAGAAACCAAAAACUUUAAAAUCACAAAACAAAACACGAAUCAUCAUCACAAAACAAACACAAAUCUCAACAUGAAAAACCAUAAUUAUUUCAAACAAAAAGUUACACAACUAACACGUCACGCAAACAAAAUUACAAAACACCAAAAGCGAAAUCUCAAACACAAGCUAUUUACCUCUCUAUCUCUAUAUUUUGUAGAUUACCGUUUUUCGAAUAUUUUGUAAUUAUAUUUAUUUUAUAAUAUUUUAUUUGAGUGAUUUCUGUUUUGCAAGUUGUAAUUUUGUUUGCAAUUUUUUUUGUAUUCUAACUCAAAUUCUCAAUGCUAUAAUCUGAUAUUAAUUUAACAAAUGCAGCAUGAGUGUGUAUAUUCUCAUAUGUUCAUGUUGUGAUUAUUCUCUAUCUCUAUUUCUCUCUCAUUUUUUUCCGAACACAACAGUUUCGUCUUUAUUAGUUGUAGUGCUUGUGUAUGUGUAAAAGCAUAUAUAAUAUAUUUGAAAAACUUGUCUGCUUUCUUCGUUAAAAUCCAGCUUCACUUACGAUUAUUAACACAAUUUGCUUGUAAUAUAAGAUACACUUGAUCCAUAACUUGAUAAACUCUUACAAAAAAAAGUUUUUCUAUUUAUGCCAUGGUGUUAUGGUAUGAGCACGAUUUCUGCCUCAUAUCAUGUUUGGGCAACAAUGAGAGAUAAGAAACAAUUCUGAUAAUUUAUGUAAUAUCUAUAAUUUAUGUUUGUCUUGACUCGUGAUUACUGAAACCCCAAAACCACAUACCAAUAGUAUUCUCUUUAAUGUAUGAACCAAUGUCUCUUUGACUCUUUCAAUAGAUAGGUGAAGACGAGAAAAAAAGGAAGCAAAUAUGACUUAAAUAAAUAAGUGUGAAGAAGGUUCUUCUUGUGAGUUUCGUGUUCAGAUGUGCAGCUAAUCUCACCAAUGUCAUAAAGUCUUAGAACAGUGGCUAAACAAAUCUUCCAGAGUUCUUGAGCCUAGAAUCAAAUUAGCCAAUUAAUCGGACUUAGUGUCCACAUUCUUCCUAGCAGCCCUUGCAUUGUCAUAUUCGAACUUCAACACAUCAGGAAUAUGCGAAGUAUCCUUCACAGAGAGCAUCCUCCCUAAUGCACUCUCCUCAAUCACCGGAAAGUAUGGAUACAGAACAGAAUUCACCACCCAGAACCAGCUGGCGCCGACAACCGCCCCUAGCGCCGCGCCGGCGAAGACCUGCGCCACCGUGUGGUAGCCCAAGUAAACCCUAGAAUACAUGGUAACGAGAGCUAGGGACCAGUGGAGGAGAUUGAGGACCCAUCUGCUCUUUAGGCCGAACCAGAACCCGAUCCCUUUACACGCCAUGAGGCUGAAGUAGGUGGCGAAGAAGAACAUGAACUGCGAGUGGCUGGAAGGCCAUCCGUGCGAAUCGCAAGCCUCGAGCAGCGUGCAGGUCUCGGGGCGAGCCUGUUCUACGGAUGUCUUGAUAAACUCGUUGAUGAACUGCGAGAUCACGAGACCUACGCCGAAGAAGAUCCCCUGAAGCUCGCGGCGGAAGAGGAAAUGGGAGACGAAUCCGCCGAGGCUGAUGAAGACCGGGACGAGGGAGAUCCAGGCGAGGAAAUGCCCGAGCUGAUCGCCGCGACGGUACCGGACGUGGGUGAGAGUUACGGCCUUGAGCUGCUGAGGUAGGUCCAUUAGAGGUGCUGAAUCGAGCGAGGAAGAAAAUCGAGAGAGAAUCUGGCUUUGAUUUUCACAGGUUUCUUCUUCGAAUUCUCCAGAAUUUGUUUUUGUUUUUCUGUUUUCUCGACUGAGAAAGUGACGGAAAAGUGGAUGAGAAAAGGCCAGAGGGGUGAAAUUAAAUUAGGAGGUUUUCAACAUUGUGGAUGCGUGACACAUUACAU